Molecule: messenger RNA, 509 nt
Organism: Dermatophagoides pteronyssinus (European house dust mite)
Lineage: Eukaryota; Metazoa; Arthropoda; Arachnida; Sarcoptiformes; Pyroglyphidae
Product: nuclear nucleic acid-binding protein C1D-like
Biological process (GO): maturation of 5.8S rRNA; regulation of gene expression
Cellular component (GO): nucleolus; exosome (RNase complex)
Molecular function (GO): RNA binding; DNA binding
Source: RefSeq, a predicted model, not a curated record
UUCAAAACCCGAUAAUCUACAUGAUGGCCGAUUCAAAUCUGACAGAUAAACUGCAAAAGUUUUGCUCGAAUAUGACCGAAUUGGAACAAAUGGCUACGAAUUUUUCAAAUUAUUAUUUCGAACAAAUGGAAGAACCAGAUAAUGAUGAUAAUGUAUGGAAUAAAUUGGAUACCAACAUUACUUUCGUCUAUGCUAAUACAUCAAUUUAUUGGCUUUAUUUGUUGCUGAAAGAAACCGAUCUAACGGGCGAACAUCCAAUUAAAGAAGAAAUUACUCGUGUUCGAAAAUAUAUGAACGAUUAUAUACAAAUCAAACGUGAUCAACCAACACUGAAUAUUAGAAUUGCAAAGAAUAUGAUACGAAAUGCCUUAUGGGAUCCUUCCAACAACAUUGCCAAAACGGAUAAUCACGAUAAACGUAAACUUGAUGUUGAUAAUAACAAUCACACAAAAACAAAAAAAUACAAAUAAUACAAAUAUAAUAAACUGAUUUUUUAUUGUUAAUAAAUA